AUGGAUCAUAAUUUAGAAUUACAGUUACAAGAAUCCGAUUUAAAAUUACGUAGUGGUGAACAUAUGUCUUCUAAUAGUAUCAAGCUAAUCUCUGGGAAUUCCCAUCCAGAACUUGCUGAGCUAAUAUCUAAGAAAUUGGCUAUCCCAUUAUCAAAAGUGGGUGUAUACCAAUAUUCUAAUAUGGAGACUUCUGUCACCAUCGGUGAAAGUAUUAGAGAUGAAGAUGUUUAUAUCAUUCAAACUGGUACUGGUGAACAGGAAAUUAACGAUUUCCUAAUGGAGUUGUUAAUAAUGAUACAUGCUUGUAAAACUGCUUCUGUUAGAAGAAUCACUGCAGUUAUCCCAAGUUUCCCUUAUGCAAGACAAGAUAAGAAGGAUAAAUCGCGUGCCCCAAUCACUGCCAAGUUGAUUGCAAAUUUAUUGGAAACUGCAGGCUGUGACCAUGUCAUCACAAUGGACCUACACGCUUCUCAAAUUCAAGGGUUCUUCCAUAUUCCAGUAGACAAUUUAUAUGCUGAACCAAGUGUAUUAAACUAUAUUAGAAAUCAUACAAAUCUAGCAAACGCAAUUCUAGUCUCACCAGAUGCUGGUGGUGCUAAGAGAGUAGCCUCUAUUGCUGAUAAGCUUGAUUUAAAUUUCGCUUUGAUUCAUAAGGAAAGACAAAAGGCAAACGAAGUUUCAAGAAUGGUCCUGGUCGGUGAUGUCAAGGGGAAAUCAUGUUUAUUGAUCGAUGACAUGGCUGACACUUGUGGUACUUUAGUAAAAGCUUGUGAUACUUUGUUAGAUCACGGUGCUGAAGAAGUUAUUGCAAUCGUUACUCAUGGUAUCUUCUCCGGUUCUGCUAGAGAAAAAUUGAAAAACAGUAGAUUAUCAAAGAUCGUUUGUACCAAUACAGUACCAAUAGACUUAGAUUUAGAUAUUGUAGAUCAAGUUGAUAUCAGUCCAACUUUGGCAGAAGCCAUAAGGAGAUUACAUAACGGUGAAUCGGUCUCCUACUUAUUUACUCACGCUCCAGUAUGA
This is a messenger RNA of Vanderwaltozyma polyspora DSM 70294, 1020 nucleotides long. It is a transcript of the gene PRS2, whose product is annotated as ribose phosphate diphosphokinase subunit PRS2. Gene Ontology annotation, molecular function: magnesium ion binding; ribose phosphate diphosphokinase activity. NCBI's taxonomy places the organism in Eukaryota, Fungi, Ascomycota, Saccharomycetes, Saccharomycetales, Saccharomycetaceae. Gene Ontology annotation, biological process: 5-phosphoribose 1-diphosphate biosynthetic process; ribonucleoside monophosphate biosynthetic process; purine nucleotide biosynthetic process. The coding region runs from base 1 to 1020 and encodes 339 amino acids. The record is from RefSeq and is a predicted model, not a curated record. Gene Ontology annotation, cellular component: cytoplasm; ribose phosphate diphosphokinase complex. The transcript has a single exon.